This is a messenger RNA of Eremothecium sinecaudum, 609 nucleotides long. It is a transcript of the gene RRT14, whose product is annotated as Rrt14p. The record is from RefSeq and is a predicted model, not a curated record. NCBI's taxonomy places the organism in Eukaryota, Fungi, Ascomycota, Saccharomycetes, Saccharomycetales, Saccharomycetaceae. Bases 1 to 609 code for a protein of 202 amino acids. The transcript has a single exon.
AUGUAUCCGUCAUCUUCAAAGGCUCAGGCAACAAGUGCUGUAAAUAAUUUACUGGAAUCUAUUUUUCCAGGGGUUGGUAAGGUGACGAAUAAGAAGAAUAAUCGUAAAUUAAAGUCUAAUACGCAGUUAAUUGAUCGAAACUUGAGAAGGAGAGUAGAAAUAGAGGAGAGGGAUACUGAUAGGAUCAAGAAGAAGGCUAAGAAACAAUCGAAAGAUAAGUUACGGAAGGUUAAGCGAGCAACUGAAGAGUUAGUGCAGAAAGCGAAACUGGCUAACCUGAAAAAGCAUCAGCAGGAAGGUGAUCUUUCUGCCAAGGAGAAGAAGUAUCUGAAUUCACUUAUCAAACGUAAUAUCAGUAGGUUAAAAGGAUGGCAAGACGAGGAAGCAGCGGAGGACCUGUCUGAGCUUCAAGCGCAGGUGCUGGAGAUGAUGACUGGAGAUGAGAAGAACAGACGAGCCAAGAUGAGGAACCAAAAGAAGUUCAAAUUGAAGGAGAAGAAAGCACAGGCGAAUGUGGAUCAUAGAUAUCCAGGACUAACGCCAGGGCUAGCGCCAGUUGGUCUGAGUGACGAAGAGUCGUCUGAGGAGGUUUCCGACGAUGAGGAUUGA